AUGACUUCAGAGUAUCCACCAAACCUGUCGCCAUAUACUCUCAUGGAGAGUGGAUUCGGGACAUUUACUGCCCUCACUAAACGUCCAAAACCUAAGAAAGGUCCUGUAGUAAUACCUGAACCGGUAUGGAAUGAAAGUUUGGAUCCUGAUGAUUCCAAUGUUAAUUUAGCAAAAAACGUGCUUCAUGAGAUAGAACGUAGUGGUGGAACCAUUAAGCCUCCAAAGGGCCAUGACGUUGAAAAAGGAAACGGACCAGAAGAUAAAAAUAAGGAUGGUAGUGGUGAAGGCCCUGGAGACAAAGAUGGAGGUGGAGGACACGGAAAAGGUGGAGACAAAGAUGGAGGAGAGGGAGGUGAUGACAAAGGAGAAAAAGAGGGGUCUGGAAAUGAAGAUAAAGGGAAUGGUAAAGAAGGAGAGGAAGAUAAAGGAGAAUCAGGAGAUGAAUCAGGUGAAGGCAGUGGAGAAGAUGAAAAUGAAGUUGGUGAUGAUGUAGGGGUGGAUCAAGGAGGAGACAAAGACAGUAAUGGAGGGCAUGGAGAAGUUGAUAAAGAAGGAGGGGAUAAAGGAGGGGAUAAAGGAGGGGAUAAAGGAGGAGAUAAAGGAGAGGAUAAAGGAGAGGAUAAAGGAGAGGAUAAAGGAGAGGAUAAAGGAGGGGAUAAAGGAGUGGAUAAAGGAGUGGAUAAAGGAGUGGAUAAAGGAGGGGAUAAAGGAGGGGAUAAAGGAGGGGAUAAAGGAGGGGAUAAAGGAGGGGAUAAAGGAGAGGAUAAAGGAGAGGAUAAAGGAGAGGAUAAAGGAGGGGAUAAAGGAGGGGAUAAAGGAGGGGAUAAAGGAGAUGAUAAAGGAGGAGAUAAAGGAGAGGAUAAAGGAGAGGAUAAAGGAGGGGAUAAAGGAGGGGAUAAAGGAGGGGAUAAAGGAGGGGAUAAAGGAGGGGAUAAAGGAGGGAAUAAAGGAGGGGAUAAAGGAGAGGAUAAAGGAGGGGAUAAAGGAGGGGAUAAAGGAGGGGAUAAAGGAGAGGAUAAAGGAGGAGAUAAAGGAGAGGAUAAAGGAGAGGAUAAAGGAGGGGAUAAAGGAGAGGAUAAAGGAGGGGAUAAAGGAGGGGAUAAAGGAGGGGAUAAAGGAGGAGAUAAAGGAGGAGAUAAAGGAGAGGAUAAAGGAGAGGAUAAAGGAGAGGAUAAAGGAGGGGAUAAAGGAGGGGAUAAAGGAGGGGAUAAAGGAGGGGAUAAAGGAGGGGAUAAAGGAGAGGAUAAAGGAGAGGAUAAAGGAGGGGAUAAAGGAGGUAAAGAGGGGAAUGAAACAGGAAAUGUAACGAGAGGUGGAGGAGAUAAAGAGGGGGGUGAAGUGGGACAUGCAGGAGAACAUGAAAAGGGAGGUGGAGAGGGAGGUGAAGUAGAUAAAGGAGAAUCUGGAGGUACAGAUACAGGAAAUGAAGAGGAACAUGGAACAGGAAAUGAAGAUGAACAUGGAACAGGACAUGAAGAUGAACAUGGAACAGGACAUGAAGAUGAACAUGGAACAGGACAUGAAGAUGAAGAUGGAACAGGACAUGAAGAUGAAGAUGGAACAGGACAUGAAGAUGAAGAUGGAACAGGACAUGAAGAUGAAGAUGGAACAGGACAUGAAGAUGAAGAUGGAACAGGAAAUGAAGAUGAAGAUGGAACAGGAAAUGAAGGUGAAGAUGGAACAGGAAAUGAAGGUGAAGAUGGAACAGGAAAUGAAGAUGAAGAUGGAGAAGGAAAUGAAGGAGGAGAUGGAGAAGAGGAAGGAGAAGGAGAUGACGAAUAUGGAUAUGAAAAUACAUCCAAUAGUGGAGGCCAUGGAGGAAUCUAUGGAGGAGCCAAUGAAGGAGGCCAUGGAGGAGGCCAUGGAGGAGGCCAUGGAGGAGGCCAUGGAGGAGGCUAUGGAGGAGGUAAUUAA
Pelobates fuscus (common spadefoot toad) is the source of this 1914-nucleotide messenger RNA. RefSeq lists its product as uncharacterized. The transcript has 7 exons. The record is from RefSeq and is a predicted model, not a curated record. Bases 1 to 1914 code for a protein of 637 amino acids. NCBI's taxonomy places the organism in Eukaryota, Metazoa, Chordata, Amphibia, Anura, Pelobatidae.